AGCCUCUCUCCCCUCCUCUACCAGAACGACAAUCUGACACUUAACAAUAUGGCCACAAAGUGGGGGAUUUUCUCUGCCGGUAAAAUCAGCAAUGACUUUGUGGUAGCUCUGCAGACUUUGCCAGCUCAGGAUCACCAGGUGGUGGGUUUGGCUGCACGGGAUUUCAAUCGCGCCAAGGAAUUUGCCCAAAGUCAUGGAAUACUAAAAGUAUACAAUUCAUAUGAAGAGCUUGCCAGUGAUCCUGACAUCGAUGUUAUCUACAUUGGUGCCAUUCAUCCAGUCCAUAAGAAUCUGGGGCUGAUGUGCAUGGAGAAAGGAAAGAAUGUCCUGUGUGAAAAGCCUCUGGCCAUGAACCUCGCAGAAGUGAAAGAGCUCAUCUCUGCUGCCAGAAACCAUAAUGUAUUUUUAAUGGAGGUAUUUACUAUCCUAGCAUUCUGGAGCCGAUUCUUCCCAGUCUAUGAGCAGAUCCGCAGUCUCCUAAAUCAGAAAGCUCUUGGAGAGGUGAAGGUUGUACAAGCAGAAUUUGGUGUGAACUUACUUCAUAUUCCCAGAGCAGUGGAUAAGGAGCUAGGUGGAGGUGCUCUUUUGGAUAUUGGCUGCUACUGUGUCCAGUUUGCUUUAAUGGCUUUUAGUGGAGAAAAGCCUGAGUCUAUAACUGCCAGAGGAUAUCUACAUGAGACCGGAGUGGAUGAAACUGUGACAAUUAUCCUGCAGUACUCUGGAAAACGCCAGGCUAUUCUAACCUCCACCCUUGUGACUCAAAUGCCAAACCGAGCUGUGAUAUGUGGCACAAAAGGAAUGGUUCAGAUUCCUUCAUUCAUGUGGUCUCCAACAACAAUAAUAGUUAAUGGAGAAGAAACAAAAUAUCCUCUUCCUCCGACUACAAAACAUUUGAAUUUCUGGAACAGCACAGGACUGAGCUACGAGGCAGAACAUGUACGACAGUGUCUUUUAAAAGGAUUAAAAGAGAGCCCAGUAAUGAGUUUAGCAGAGAGUGAACUGCUGGCUAGCAUCAUGGAAGAAGUCCACAUACAACUGGGCAUCUAUAAGAAUAAAACAUGAAUGAUGA
This is a messenger RNA of Nanorana parkeri, 1069 nucleotides long. Its product is annotated as trans-1,2-dihydrobenzene-1,2-diol dehydrogenase-like. The transcript has 7 exons. The record is from RefSeq and is a predicted model, not a curated record. Gene Ontology annotation, molecular function: nucleotide binding; D-xylose 1-dehydrogenase (NADP+) activity. Lineage: Eukaryota; Metazoa; Chordata; Amphibia; Anura; Dicroglossidae. Gene Ontology annotation, biological process: D-xylose catabolic process. The coding region runs from base 49 to 1062 and encodes 337 amino acids.